GGAGUUUGACUUUGUACCUCCAUCCAGAGGCUGCAGUCGGAAUUACAAAAAAAGAGAGGGAGCGAGGGAGCGAGGCGGCCGGCGGGCAGCGAGCCGGGAGGAGGCGGCCGGCGGGCAGCGAGCCGGGAGGAGGCGGCCGCCGCUGCUGCGCCCCGGGCUGCUGCGCCCCUCUCCUCCGCGCCAUGGCGGGCUGGGCGCCCCUGCGCGGCUCCGCCGCCCCGCCCGCAGCGGCUCCGGCCCGGGGGGAGGACGAGGACGGGGACUGAUUGCCCGCAGCGCCCGCCGCAGCCCCCCCCCCCCCGCCCCCGCCAGUGCCGCUACCUGGGCGCCGUGGGGACGCGCGGCUCCCGGGAGCCCGGCCCGCGCCCCGGCCCGCCCGCGGCCGCGGCGCCGCUAUGGGCGGGAUGAGCCCCUGGAACUUGGUCCUGCAGACUUUCUUCCUCCUGCCGGCGGCCGGAGCCCAGCGCGGGGGCCCCGCUCCCGGAGACUACGCGCGGGCGGCCCCCGCUCCGGCCCCGGCGGCGGGAGCCUGCAAGCCCGGGAGGCAGAGUGAGUUGAACUCUUUCUUAUGGACUAUCAAGAGAGACCCGCCCUCGUACUUCUUUGGGACGAUCCACGUGCCCUACACGCGGGUCUGGGACUACAUUCCCGAGAACUCCAAGGCGGCCUUCCAGCAGAGCAGCAUCGUGUACUUUGAGCUGGACCUCACGGACCCUUACACCAUCUCGGCCCUCACCAGCUGCCAGAUGCUGCCUCAGGGCGAGAACCUCCAGGAUGUGCUGCCCCAGGACAUCUACUGCCGGCUCAAGCGCCACCUGGACUAUGUGAAGCUGAUGAUGCCCUCGUGGAUGACCCCGGAUCAGCGUGGGAAGGGCCUCUACGCCGACUACCUGUUCAACGCCAUCGCGGGGAACUGGGAGAGGAAGAGACCUGUGUGGGUGAUGCUGAUGGUGAAUUCCCUGACCGAGGUGGACAUUAAAUCCCGGGGGGUGCCGGUGCUGGAUCUCUACCUUGCCCAGGAGGCCGAGCGCCUCAGGAAACGGACCGGGGCGGUCGAGAAAGUCGAGGAGCAGUGUCAUCCUCUGAAUGGGCUGAACUUUUCUCAGGUGAUCUUUGCCUUGAAUCAAACCCUCCUGCAGCAAGAGAGUCUGCGAGCUGGAAGCCUGCAGACCCCCUACACUACAGAGGACCUGAUCAAGCAUUAUAACUGUGGCGACCUCAACUCCAUCAUUUUUAGCCAUGAUAAUUCACAGGUUCCCAAUUUCAUUAAUGCUACCUUGCCGCCUCAGGAGCGGAUCACUGCUCAGGAGAUUGACAGCUAUUUCCGCCAGGAGCUCAUCUACAAAAGAAAUGAGCGAAUGGGGAAGCGAGUAAAGGCCCUCUUGGAGGAGUACCCUGAUAAAGGCUUUUUCUUUGCCUUUGGUGCUGGUCAUUUCAUGGGCAACGACACAGUGCUUGAUGUUUUGAGGAGAGAAGGGUAUGAGGUAGAACACAUCCCUGCCGGACAACCUAUCAACAACGAGAAGCCCCGGAGAGCCCCUUGCACUCUGUCCCCGCCUCCCCCUGCCCGCGCGCCCCACGGGGCGGCCAAGGCGCCCCGCCCCCUCGGGCGGCCCGGGGAGGAGGAGGAGGAGGACGGGGAGGAGGAGGAGGAGGAGGAAGAGCUGCUGCCCCACCUGCUCCUGCCCGGGAAUGCCGACCUGCUGGAGAAGAUGGACAGGAAGUACAGGAGAAAAAGGAAGAAGCAGCUGAAGAAGCAGCGGCUGCGGCAGUUCAGUGACCUGUGGGUGCGCCUGGAGGAGGGUGCCCCAGCUCCGCUUCCUCGGAUUCGAAUUGUCAAUGGGUACAUCACGGUGGAGCCCCUGCUGCCGGGCCACAGGAGAUCGCUCCAUACCCAGACGGUGUCGAACAGCGCCUGCCUGUCCCUCUGGACGCUUCUGUUUUGGUUGUUGACUCUGGCGCUUCAAACAGAGAUCACACUUUUCUGAGACGAAACCCCAGGGGUGCGUCAUUAUAUAAGGGCCUGAAAAGCAGAAGGCCUUUACACCUGUUACUUGAAAGGACCCGACCCUUCCGGCCAGGGCCGUCUCACCUGUGUGACAGCCCUGUGGGGAGGACGCUUUGAGUGAAAGCCAUUUAGUUUAAUUCUUCUCUUCUGAAGAAUGACAUCCAUGUUAUCCCAGAAUGCUUUGGGGAGAUGUAUCAUGUUGUAAGAUAGCUGUAAUUUAGUUCUGUGGAAAUCAUUAAAUACGUUUUGUCUGGACUUUUACUUUUUCUGCUCCUGUGCUGCUGCAGGAAUAUACUAUGCAAAUAGGGUUCGAGUUCCACCUGGGACACUUUGUGGCUGUAUGACCCUGGUCAUUUUCUUGGGAAAUCUCUGAGACUGUAUGUGGCCAAGUGGAGGCUAAUGUGUGUUGUUAGAGGAAGUUAGUCUGGGGAGUAUCCUGCCUGCAGAGUCAGUAAGCAUUUAUUAGGCACCUGCUGUGUACCAGGCUCUGUGCUAAUUACUGAGGAUACAAAGGACAAAAGUAGACUCAGUCCUCCAGGAGCUCACAUACUGAUGGGGGCAAAUAACAGGUAUAGAAAAACUCACCAUAAGCUUGAACUGUGCUCAUUCUGAAUUUACAGAUAAAGAAACUGAGGCACACAGAGAAGGGCAGGGACAUGUUCAGAUUCAUGGUCCUGGGUCUCCUAUCCAAGGCUCUCUCCACUCUACCCCAUUGCUUUAUAUAGCCAAGCAAGUGCAGUUGCUAGUAUGAUGCUUUUGAUAUUUGGGAAAUUUUUACAAUAUUUAAAAAAGAUAAUAAAGCCCUAUUCUCUCACCUUUCUCAUUCUCAGCUGUCAAAAGGGGGUCUUAGAAGAGUUCUAGCUGUAAACCACCCCGCAGCCACAAAAUGAGGUUAGGUCUCUCAGAGCCAGGGAGAAAUCCUUCCCAGACUCAGUUUCCCCAGCUGAAAAGUAAGGGGAGAUGGUGUUAGAAGAGUUCUGAGGAUCCAUGGGGAGACCUCACUUCCUGGUUUUCCUGUUCUGUAGAAGGAAAACGACAGCCUUGGAGGGGGAUUCCACGUUCCCCCUUCCUCAUGACAUCAGUCAUGUUUUAGCUGAAACUCUUCCCCCAUUCCUUCUAAGACUAUGACUUCAUUGCAGUGGAUGUUACCCACCCCCAUCCAGGUCUCCUUGAAUCUUAGUGAACAGCCUCCCAUAGUCUGUGGGGCUGAAGCGUUUAUCACCCCAAGGCCAGCUGCAGUGGCAGCCCACUGAAUUUUGCUGAGGUCGUCAUCAUCUGUCCCUGGGCCUGCCAGGGUUUGCUGGCAUAGCCUCCAAGAACCCAAGGUCAUCUCUAAACCAGGAUGAGAUGUCAGAAAUUGCUAAAAAUAAUAGGACCCUUUCAGAACUCAAUUCCCACCUCCCACCACUCCCCUCUCCCUAUAGCCACUACUACCUCUAUUUUAAUUUAAUUUUAUUGAUA
Molecule: messenger RNA, 3469 nt
Organism: Sarcophilus harrisii (Tasmanian devil)
Lineage: Eukaryota; Metazoa; Chordata; Mammalia; Dasyuromorphia; Dasyuridae
Gene: TRABD2A
Product: TraB domain containing 2A
Exons: 7
Coding region: 396-1988 (530 amino acids)
Biological process (GO): negative regulation of Wnt signaling pathway
Cellular component (GO): membrane
Molecular function (GO): metalloendopeptidase activity
Source: RefSeq, a predicted model, not a curated record